AGUUAUAUUUUAGUGGAAAUGUUAGGAAAUUUCUUUUGGUACCAUGGUCGUCUGGGUAAGAAGGCGACAUGUGAAUUAUUAGAACAAAAUGGAGAAUUUCUUGUACGAUCAGCGCGCUCAAAAAUAGAUCUUCAAAUAAAGCCAGUAUUAUCAGUAAAAUGGAAUAAUAAACAUUAUCAUUUUGGAAUUAAAAAAAUUGGCGCAUAUUUUACCAUUGAAGAAUUACUAUUCGAUAAUAUCAUUCAAUUGAUUUCAUUUUAUUUUACUAGCAAAGUUAGCUUAAUUGUUAUUACAAUUUCGUUAUUA
This is a messenger RNA of Loa loa (African eye worm), 306 nucleotides long. RefSeq lists its product as hypothetical. The annotation marks the transcript as partial. The transcript has 2 exons. Gene Ontology annotation, biological process: positive regulation of peptidyl-serine phosphorylation. The record is from RefSeq and is a predicted model, not a curated record. NCBI's taxonomy places the organism in Eukaryota, Metazoa, Nematoda, Chromadorea, Rhabditida, Onchocercidae.